GUGACCCGGAGGAAGGGCGGGGCCGGGAGGAAGCCGACGCGCGCACUGUGGACCUGACAAGAUCAAAGCUGCAGGAGAAUGGACAGUGAGGUACAGAGAGAUGGAAGGAUCUUGGACCUGAUUGAUGACGCUUGGCGGGAAGACAAGCUGCCAUAUGAAGAUGUUGCGAUUCCACUGAGUGAGCUUCCUGAGCCUGAGCAAGACAACGGUGGCACCACAGAGUCGGUGAAAGAACAGGAGAUGAAGUGGACAGACCUAGCCUUACAGGGCCUCCACGAGAACGUCCCACCCGCUGGAAACUGAUGCUGGGCUCCUUCCCAUGGAUGGGGUUUUCAAAAAUAUGUGGAUAAAAAUGUUUCCUGUCUCCAAAUUCAAAUCUUUACGAAUAAAUCAACACUCAAAAACAUA
Molecule: messenger RNA, 408 nt
Organism: Grammomys surdaster
Lineage: Eukaryota; Metazoa; Chordata; Mammalia; Rodentia; Muridae
Gene: Anapc13
Product: anaphase promoting complex subunit 13
Exons: 3
Coding region: 79-303 (74 amino acids)
Biological process (GO): protein K11-linked ubiquitination
Cellular component (GO): anaphase-promoting complex
Source: RefSeq, a predicted model, not a curated record